GGGCUGUUUGCGGUGUGGGGAGGGGGGUUCGCUAUGUCGGAUGACGAUUCGAGGGCCAGCACCAGCUCCUCCUCAUCUUCGUCCUCCAACCAGCAAACCGAGAAGGAAACAAACGCCCCCAAGAAGAAGGAGAGUAAAGUCAGCAUGAGUAAAAACUCCAAGCUCCUCUCCACCAGCGCCAAGAGGAUCCAGAAGGAGCUGGCGGACAUCACCCUGGACCCUCCGCCUAACUGCAGGUGAGCCUCCUCCCUCGGUGGCCCGGCCGGUCGCGGUGACGCUUGGUCUUGCGCAGCCUGAGCUCUCCUGGGCGAGGAGAAGCCCUGUGCGCAGAAACCCAG
Messenger RNA from Erinaceus europaeus (western European hedgehog), 338 nucleotides. Its product is annotated as ubiquitin-conjugating enzyme E2 E1-like. The transcript is spliced from 2 exons. NCBI's taxonomy places the organism in Eukaryota, Metazoa, Chordata, Mammalia, Eulipotyphla, Erinaceidae. The record is from RefSeq and is a predicted model, not a curated record. Bases 34 to 240 code for a protein of 68 amino acids.